Molecule: messenger RNA, 2372 nt
Organism: Ochotona princeps (American pika)
Lineage: Eukaryota; Metazoa; Chordata; Mammalia; Lagomorpha; Ochotonidae
Gene: MTHFR
Product: methylenetetrahydrofolate reductase
Exons: 11
Coding region: 268-2211 (647 amino acids)
Biological process (GO): tetrahydrofolate interconversion
Cellular component (GO): cytosol
Molecular function (GO): methylenetetrahydrofolate reductase [NAD(P)H] activity; FAD binding
Source: RefSeq, a predicted model, not a curated record
UAGGGGCGGUUGUACAAGGAGACAGGCAGCACAGGAGGGCGAAGCUCAGAGUCAGGAAGCGCAGGUGAUUGUCACUUGUGGAACCUGGAGCCACAGGGCAGGGACAGCGUUAGCAGGACCCUCCCUGACCUGCCUGCGUGGAAUUGCAGCAUCCCUCACCUGAUCCUACCGCUUGGGUGCCUGUAUGUGCUCGGGGUUUGGCUGCCUGCCCUCUGAUGCCCCCUGCCCGUGCCCCCACCCCAUGUAGCAGAAACCGGACCAUGGUGAAUGAGGCUCGAGGGAAUGGCGGCCUCAACCCCCGCUCAGAGGGCAGCAGCAGUGGCAGCGAGAGUUCCAAAAAUAGCUCGAGGUGUUCCACCCCUGGCCUGGACCCGGAGCGGUGCGAGAGACUGCGGGAGAAGAUGCGGCGGAGGAUGGAGUCUGGGGACAGGUGGUUCUCCCUGGAGUUCUUCCCGCCUAGGACUGCUCAGGGGGCUGUCAACCUCAUCUCCAGCAGGCGGCCCCCUCUUCAUAGACGUGACCUGGCAUCCGGCAGGAGACCCCGGCUCAGACAAGGAGACUUCCUCCAUGAUGAUCGCCAGCACUGCCGUCAACUACUGUGGCCUGGAGACCGUGCUGCACAUGACUUGCUGCCGGCAGCGGCGGGAGGACAUCACAGGCCACCUGCAUAAAGCCAAGCAGCUUGGCCUCAAGAACAUCUUGGCGCUGAGAGGAGACCCCAUCGGUGAGCAGUGGGAGGAAGAAGAGGGAGGCUUCAACUACGCCGUGGACUUGGUGAAACACAUCCGAAGCGAGUUUGGGGAUUACUUUGACAUCUGUGUGGCAGGUUACCCCAAAGGCCACCCCGACGCAGAGAGCCUGGAGGCCGACCUGAGGCACCUCAAGGAGAAGGUUUCCGCGGGCGCUGAUUUCAUCAUCACACAGCUCUUCUUCACGGCAGACACGUUCUUCAGCUUUGUGAAGGCUUGCACCGAGGUGGGCAUCACGUGCCCCAUUCUGCCUGGCAUCUUUCCCAUCCAGGGCUAUCACUCCCUCCGGCAGCUCGUGAAGCUGUCCAAGCUGGAGGUGCCUCAGGAGAUCAAGGACGUGAUUGAGCCGAUCAAAGACAACGAUGCCGCCAUCCGCAACUAUGGCAUUGACCUGGCCGUGAGCCUGUGCCAGGAGCUCCUGGCCAGUGGCCUGGUGCCUGGCCUGCACUUCUACACCCUCAACCGUCAGGUGGCCACCACAGAGGUGCUGAAGCGCCUGGGCAUGUGGACUGAGGACCCCAGGCGUCCCCUGCCAUGGGCUGUCAGUGCCCAUCCCAAGCGCCGGGAAGAAGAUGUGCGUCCCAUCUUCUGGGCCUCCAGACCCAAGAGUUACAUCUACCGCACCCAGGAGUGGGACGAGUUCCCCAAUGGCCGCUGGGGCAACUCCUCUUCCCCAGCCUUUGGGGACCUGAAGGACUACUACCUCUUCUAUCUGAAGAGCAAGUGCCCUAAGGAGGAGCUGCUGCAGAUGUGGGGGACCGAGCUGACCAGCGAGCAAAGCGUCUUUGAAGUUUUUGUUCGCUACCUCUCGGGAGAGGAAAACCAGCAUGGCUACAAAGUGACGUGCCUGCCGUGGAAUGACGAGCCCCUGGCGGCCGAGACCAGCCUCAUGAAAGAGGAGCUGCUGCGUGUGAACCGACAGGGCAUCCUCACCAUCAACUCCCAGCCCAACAUCAACGGGAAACCAUCCUCCGACCCCAUCGUGGGGUGGGGCCCCAGCGGGGGCUAUGUCUUCCAGAAGGCCUACCUGGAGUUCUUCACCUCCCGCGAGAUAGUAGGGGCCCUCCUGGAGGUGCUGAAGAGGUACGAGCUCCGGGUUAACUACCACAUCGUCGACGUGAAGGGUGAGAACAUCACCAACGCGCCUGAGCUGCAGCCCAACGCGGUCACCUGGGGCAUCUUCCCGGGGCGAGAGAUCAUCCAGCCCACAGUGGUAGACCCCGUCAGCUUCAUGUUCUGGAAGGAUGAGGCCUUUGCCCUGUGGAUUGAGCAGUGGGGCAAGCUGUACGAAGAGGAGUCCCUCUCCCGCACGAUCAUCCAGGACAUCCAUGACAACUACUUCCUGGUCAACCUGGUGGACAAUGAGUUCCCGCUGGACAACUGCCUGUGGCAGGUGGUGGAAGAUGCUUUCAAGCUCCUGGGCAGGCCCAUGCGACAGGAAGCAGGAGCAGAGGCUCCGUGACCCUCGGCUGCGGCCGCUUGGCCCCACCUCCAUCCUUGUCACAGCUUUCCUUCAGCCGUCCCCAAACCCUGGUCUCUGCUUCCCUCGUGAUGGUCAUGAUGGCAGCUAGAUUGGCCUGGGCCUUCAGGCUCUGGCUGGACCGGAGCCAGCCCUGCAGGAAG